This is a messenger RNA of Gastrolobium bilobum, 677 nucleotides long. RefSeq names its product photosystem I reaction center subunit IV A, chloroplastic-like. Gene Ontology annotation, cellular component: photosystem I reaction center; photosystem I. The record is from RefSeq and is a predicted model, not a curated record. NCBI's taxonomy places the organism in Eukaryota, Viridiplantae, Streptophyta, Magnoliopsida, Fabales, Fabaceae. Gene Ontology annotation, biological process: photosynthesis. The transcript is spliced from 3 exons. The coding region runs from base 90 to 497 and encodes 135 amino acids.
AGCCUCUCAAUCUUUGUUCUUGUCUUGUCUUAACUAUUAAAUUUUUUGCCACACUUUAGAUCACCACUGAGAAAAAGAGAGAGGAAGUGAUGGCUAGUUGUAACAUGGCAUCAGCUGCUUCUCGGUUUGUGUUAUCUCCAAAUGUUUCAGGGAACACAAGUUCACCAUCAAGGAUCACUAUGGUGAUGUACCCUACAAAGUACAACAGUUCUAGGCUUAUUGUGAGGGCAGCUGAGGAGGCACCCGCAACAGCCACACCUCCAGUGGAAGGUGAAGCUGCUCCUAAACCCAAGCCACCACCAAUUGGUCCCAAAAGAGGUGCUAAGGUUAAGAUUCUUAGGAAGGAAUCAUAUUGGUACAAUGGUAUUGGUUCUGUUGUUGCUGUUGAUCAGGACCCUCAGACUCGCUACCCAGUUGUGGUUCGAUUCAACAAAGUUAACUAUGCCAAUGUAUCGACAAACAACUAUGCUUUGGAUGAGAUAGAGGAAGUGAACUGAGUCAUCUAUUUUAAUUGUAAUUUGACCCUUGCCAUGGUAUUGCAGUUAGUAGCCUUAAGGGUUUUCAUGUCAUAAAGAGGAAUGUGUAUCAUAUUUUCUGUCGUAUAUCUCUACCUCUUGAUCUCCGUACACUACAUUCUAUAUGUGCAGUUGCUCAUAAACAGAAAUACUUUCAAACUC